Messenger RNA from Physeter macrocephalus (sperm whale), 790 nucleotides. Its product is annotated as protein MIX23-like. NCBI's taxonomy places the organism in Eukaryota, Metazoa, Chordata, Mammalia, Artiodactyla, Physeteridae. The transcript has 2 exons. Gene Ontology annotation, cellular component: mitochondrion; mitochondrial intermembrane space. The coding region runs from base 1 to 534 and encodes 177 amino acids. The record is from RefSeq and is a predicted model, not a curated record.
AUGUCUAAUGUAGCCCAGAGUUCACGCCUUUUGGUUUCAAAUAAUUUCUAUGCUACUUCUCUCAAAAAUGGUACAAAACAACAAAGAAAACAAAAACAGAAACAAACUUCACAUUCACUGGUGAACUGUGAGGAGUUCGCCGAGUUCCAGGAAUUACUCAAGGUGAUGAGGACGAUUGAUGACAGAAUAGUACAUGAAUUAAACACUACGGUUCCAACAGCUUCCUUUGCAGGGAAAAUUGAUGCCAGCCAAAACUGUAAACAACUUUAUGAGUCUUUGAUGGCGGCUCAUGCCAGUAGGGACCGAGUCAUAAAAAACUGUAUAGCUCAGACCUCAUCAGCAGUAAAACAGCUCCGAGAAGAGAGAGAAAAGAAUUUGGACAAUUUAACAUUAUUAAAGCAACUUAGAAAAGAACAGACAAAGUUGAAAUGGAUGCAGUCAGAACUGAAUGUUGAAGAAGUGGUAAAUGACAGGAGCUGGAAGGUGUUUAAUGAACGCUGCCGAAUUCACUUCAAGCCUCCAAAGAAUGAAUAAAAAGAUACUUUUUUUUAAAAAAAGGACCGGGUCAUCUCAUAAGAGUUAAGCAUGACAGACAUCAACAUGGUGGGCUUCCCAGGAAGAUUUCUGAGCCAACAGUCCAAGACCUUUUGUUGAUUUCAGCCCCACUUACCCAAGACCUCAAGUAUAAAUAAUUCUGAUAAUUAUGGAGAAAUCAACUGCUAUUUUAUACUGAUUCUGUAAAAAAAAAAAAAAAAAUAUUUUGUAACUAUUAAAAUAAUUUUCUGACUCA